Molecule: messenger RNA, 417 nt
Organism: Haemonchus placei
Lineage: Eukaryota; Metazoa; Nematoda; Chromadorea; Rhabditida; Trichostrongylidae
Source: the annotation of a GenBank genome assembly
AUGGCGUCUACAUCUGCUGAAAAGGUAAAAAGGCCAGGUGCAUUCAAUUUACCUUCAACCUCAGAAAGCAACCGGCUUGAAACGAGAGAACCGAAAGUAGAAUUUGAACCUCUUGGUGAUGGAGACGACGCCAACUUGGAUACGGAAACUUCCGGGAAUGCACCAAGUCGUUCUAAAACUAUAAGCCAGCCAAAAACACAAAGUAGGGAUAUAACUCGAACGCCAAAAACGUCGACACCAUCAUCAUCAAAUAAACGCAGUCGAACUCGUUGUCAGAAAUGGGCUCUGUGCACCAUAAUCAUACUUGCCAUCCUUCUGGUGAUCACAGCAACACUGACAUUAAUCCUGUUCCUACAUUUGAAAGGAGUAAUCAACUGGUUCCCAUCUCUGCAUAAUGCUGAUGAUGAAGAAGAAUAA